Molecule: messenger RNA, 1139 nt
Organism: Rhinichthys klamathensis goyatoka
Lineage: Eukaryota; Metazoa; Chordata; Actinopteri; Cypriniformes; Leuciscidae
Gene: glipr1b
Product: GLI pathogenesis-related 1b
Exons: 5
Coding region: 257-1021 (254 amino acids)
Cellular component (GO): extracellular region
Source: RefSeq, a predicted model, not a curated record
GAGAAAUGAAGACAAAGAGCCCCGCGCAUCAAAUUCUUUCGUGACAUGGUGGGUGGUUCUGUAUCGGUCCUUUAAAAAGCCCCUGUACGAAGACAGAUAGACAGACGGAGAGAGAGAGAGAUCGAUAGACAGAGAGGGAGAGAGAGUGGGCAAAUCCACGGCACCAUGACGCACAGGUCAGCGCAUCUCUUGCAGUGAUGCUCCAUUGACUCAUUUAUCCAGAGCAAAGCAGCGCGGCUCAGGACAGUCUCCUGCCAUGGACUCUCUCGGCAGUCUUCUCUUACAGAUAUGGGUUCUUCUGUACGGCUCAUUCGGCGUUCUGGCUCUCUUACCGGGAAUAACGGAACCGGAGUUCAUCCGCAGGUGUGUGCAGGCGCAUAACACGCAACGCUCGCGCGUCACUCCACCUGCGGUCAGUGCGCGCUCCAUGGUAAGACAGGUGUUCAGGGUGCAGUCCUGGGACAAUGAAUUGGCCAAAGGUGCCAGAGACCGGGCGAGACACUGCAAAGCCUCUCAUCAUCCUGGGCUAGGGUAUUUCGGGCACCCGCCAUUCGGAUGGAUGGGCGAGAACAUCUGGCUGGGGGCUCCGUUCGCUGCCUUCUCCGUGGAGAACGCCAUACACAGGUGGAACAAAGAAGGAGUGUACUCACUCAAAAACAACAACUGCUCACGGUUGUGCGGCCACUACACACAGUUAAUGUGGUCUACAAGCUUCAAGCUGGGCUGUGCUGUAAAUGUGUGCUCUAAAGGAAUCGAAAACUUCUCCACUCACCCAGAAUCCACCAUCUUUGUGUGCAACUAUGGCGAUACAGGACAAGUUCAUGGUGUUACUCCAAACAUAGCAGGUGUGGGCUGCAGCGGUUGUGGAUCAGAGAUCUGCCGAGACAACGUCUGUAGAUAUGAUUGGUUCCCUGGGUGGGACCAUGGCCCGCCCUCUUCAGCCCCCAGUGUUUCCUAUUGGCUGACUAAUCUUGGACUGUGUUUACUAGGAGUUUGCUGGCACUUUUAUGUAACACAUUAAUGUCAUCCCGUGUUAUCUAAUGUCUCAAACUUGAACCUUAAUCUUUGAAUCACUCCAUCAUUUAUAUACGGUUGGAUAUUAAAUUAUUAAUCACUGAAAUAUUAUCAUAUAUAUGUAU